AUGGAGUACUCCGAGGGCAGCGCCCGCACGUCCUCACGCGAACUCGCUGUCUGGCCUGCUGUUGCCCCCUUGAGAACUGUACGCUCUGUAUCUCGCAAGCGUGCUGCCUCCGAGAUGAGUGCCAGCGCUGAGAACUUGGCUUCUGCCUCGGAGGUUCCGCACUACGUCCCCACGACUGGUGUUGGUGAUGUCGCCUCUGGUGAUGGACAUUCUUCGAACCAGGGAGCCGGACACUCAUCUACGAGCAACUACGAUGGAGCCACGCUUACAGGAACUGCUACCAGCAACAAUGGUGCCGAAGGCAUCAGUGGCAACGUCGACUAUCCUCCCCUCAAUACUCCCGACACCAUCUGGCCUACUUUUCCGCGCCCUGACUCCCCAACCCCGACUCGAUCCCUUGGUCACAAUGAGGCAAACCAGAACUGGCCCUUCUCAGGUGACGGUGCCAAGUCGGCUGAGCUUCGUUCCGAGUUCUCAUACACCGAAGGCCCCCACAAGCACAGCCGAAAGAUGGCUGAGAAGAAGGCCCAGAGCGACCGACGUCGAGCCCGACUCCAUGAGCUUGCCCAUAAAGCUCUCCGUGCCAGUCCCAAGAAGACUGAGUCCCCUGGUAGACUUACGAGCCCCAACAACCCCUUCGCUCAUGGACACAUUCAGCGUUCCAACAGCAAGUCCCUGUUUGCGAAGCUAGGCAAGACUCUUAGUCCCCGCCGCGGCGAGAGUAUGGUCAAUGCCUACAAGGGUCAGAACGGACACCAGUCUCGCGGUGUCGUAACUCAAGGCUCUGUCCGCUCUGUCCAGAGAAUUGAUACAGCUGCCAACUUCGGUUCUGCUCGCUCUCGAACCCAAGAUGUCCUCACGGAUGCUCGUGGUCCAAGCCAUGCUGAGAACCGAACCAGCCUGAUGGUCAGCUUGCCCAGUGGCGUCUCCCCUCUCGACCAGCACGAGUUCGACGCUGGCUGUGGAGGCGCAGAUGCUGCAUUGACCCCUAACAGCCACAACCGCUUCCAGUCUCCUUCUACUCCUGGUCUCAUCACUGUUCAUGCGGUCCAGAACGCCUCUCGUGAACGUAGCUCUUCUCGCGUCACGGCUUCUACCUUGGCCAACCUUGGACUCAAGAAGUGGUUUGUCUACAAGGAGAAAACAAUAUGGUUGCUUGUCGGAGCCACUGGCGUCUUCGUCUUCAUCAGCUUAGUUGGCUCGAUCACCUCCAUCUCGGUCAAACGCAAUGGCAAUGAUGAUGUCUACACUGGCGACUACAUUUGGGUGGCCAUCAGUGUUGGAGGUACCUUCUUCUUCAUGGUCAUUCUCAGCCAGCUGAUCUGCCGACGCGAGCACCUCAUGAAGUUUCGCCAGGCCACCCCUGACCGCGCAGCUCGUGACGAGGAAUGGGUCGAGAUGGCCGAGCAACCCAUCGCUGCACCCGCUCCGGCUCGACUUCCUCUUACCAACAACAAUAUCUACCGUUUUAACGGUGGAAAUGUGCCCCCCAUCGAAGACGAACUGGCCCAUCGCUCUGUUCUGCGACGAACCGACGCUAUGGCCCAGAACGCGGCCUGGGACGCAUUCGCGUCCAACAAGGACCGCAUGAGACGCUAUGUCGAGUACCUCGAACAGCACGUUGACCAGGACAAGUCGAAGAACCUGGCUGCGGGCGCCAACGAGCCUAUCGUCCAGGAGCAGCAGUUGCACCAACGCAUCAUCACUGAACCUGCCCCCAUUGGUGUUGCCCGAAGCGACUCCAUCUAUGCAGAGCGUGUCCACCGGGAGCUCAACAGAAAGCACCAGCUCAACAAGCACCCGUCUGUCAUCAUGUCCGCUUCUGAAGUCUCUAUUGCCGGCCACGAAGAGUUCAGCCCAGUCCCCCAUGCUCAGCAAGGUGACGACGAUGGCAACUCCUCCUUCCUCGAGCUGGAUGACUCUGAAGGCGAAGAGUUCCACGAUGUCGCCAGCAUCGACGCUGACUCCGCUGCCGGCCGUCCCCUCGCUGACACGCACUCGAUCUCAGACUACACCUCUGAAGUCGGCACCGUCCCGGACUCGCCGCAGAAGACGCCCAUGAUGUACUCCCCGUUGGACUCGAUGAACCGCUUCUUGCCCUCCUCCGAGUCGUUCGCGUCUAUUGAUCACCCCGACCCUCUGCGCUCGAACCCAACCCCCACCCCGAGCGAGGACGAGAUGCCCAUCAGCCAUCUGCGCUCGCACCACGCGAUCACCACCGAAGCCGGAACCCCGGACAGCCAGAAGACGGACCGAUACGCGUCUUUCGUGCCCAUGCCGACCGAGCCGGUUGGCCAGCACCGCCGACACCAUUCCUGGAGCUCCCCGAAGGACUCAGUCAAGCGCACCGGCAGCCUCGUGUCGCACAAGCGCCAGAAGGGCCCCGUCCGCACGUUCCGCGACAUGACGCCCAUCAAGGAGCGAACCAACGAGCCGAACUCGUCGCCUGCGGCCUAG
Molecule: messenger RNA, 2457 nt
Organism: Anthostomella pinea
Lineage: Eukaryota; Fungi; Ascomycota; Sordariomycetes; Xylariales; Xylariaceae
Source: the annotation of a GenBank genome assembly